AUGGACAGCAGCGCCCGCAGCCUCGCCCUGGGGAGCUGGGACGCCGAGGUCUUCUGGCAGGUCUGGCAGCGCUUUGACGCCCAAGGGAGAGGUUACCUAGAAGAGAAGGAGCUGGAUGCCUUCUUCCACCAGAUGCUGAUGAAAUCGGGCGCUGAUGCGGUGGCCAUGGGUGAACGUGCGCAGAAGGUGCAGCAACAGUUCCGGGCGGCCCACCGUGUCCCUGAAGACGGCCGCGUUCCGAUGGAGCAGCUGGCCGGCACGUUCUUGUCGGAGGAUGAGAACUUCCUUCUGCUCUUCCGCCGGGAAAGCCCCCUGGACAGCAGCGUGGAGUUCAUGCAGAUUUGGCGCCGGUACGACGCAGACAGCAGUGGCUUCAUCUCGGCUGCUGAGCUCCGGGACUUCCUCCGCGACCUCUUCCGCCACCAGCAGAAGGCUGUUUCCGAGGCGAAGCUGGAGGAGUACACGGAGACCAUGAUGCGGAUCUUUGACAAAAACAAGGACGGCCGCUUGGACCUCAACGACCUGGCCAGGAUUCUGGCUCUUCAGGAGAACUUUCUUCUCCAGUUUAAGACGGAUGCCUGUUCCACCGAGGAAAGGAAGAGGGACUUUGAGAAAAUCUUUGCUCACUAUGAUGUUAGCCAGACCGGAGCCCUGGAAGGCCCCGAGGUGGACGGGUUUGUGAAGGACAUGAUGGAGCUUGUGCAGCCGAGCAUCCGCGGGGUCGACCUGGAUAAGUUCCGGGAGAUUCUUCUACGCCACUGCGAUGUGAACAGGGACGGGAAGAUUCAGAAGUCUGAGUUGGCUCUGUGUCUGGGGCUCAAAACCAACCCAUGA
Molecule: messenger RNA, 834 nt
Organism: Artibeus jamaicensis (Jamaican fruit-eating bat)
Lineage: Eukaryota; Metazoa; Chordata; Mammalia; Chiroptera; Phyllostomidae
Gene: SCGN
Product: secretagogin, EF-hand calcium binding protein
Exons: 11
Coding region: 1-834 (277 amino acids)
Biological process (GO): regulation of long-term synaptic potentiation; regulation of presynaptic cytosolic calcium ion concentration
Cellular component (GO): nucleus; dendrite; cytosol
Molecular function (GO): calcium ion binding
Source: RefSeq, a predicted model, not a curated record